CCUUUGUGACGUCACCAUCAGCUGUUUGGACGUUCUAAUUUCUGAUCUGGUCUGAGAUCAGCAGCAAUAACAGAAAAUAAUAAUAAUCACCCUGAAGCCAGUGGAGGGAGGGUCCGGCCCCAACAGCAGCCGCCUACAGCUUGCAAUGGUGCAUAUCUUCUGAGAAGAACAGACACACCACCACCACCUCCUGCAUCUUUUUUUUUUAAUUUCCAUUUAUAAUGUUGUUGAUUUUAAUUAAAACUACCUCACAGACUGCCUAAAGCUGGUGCUUUACGAUAUUUAAAAAAAUCUUGUGGGUUUCUUGCGGUGUUGUUUACAAAAUAAUUGCUGACAUUAAAGGCAAGGCCUUUGCACUGAAGCCAAGUGAAGAACCUCAUGAUUGCACUAUACAUAACUCGACUCAGCUAAGCUUUCACUAGGAAGGAAGGGGUUUCUGCCCUUCAGAAGGACUCGUCCACCCAGACAGGACUCUCAAGCGUCACUCUCCCACCCGGCACCCACCAGCAACAUCCAUCUCCGUGCUCUGAGGCAGGCACUCGACGCUGGGUUUUUCUUCUCUCUUCCCAUCAAAGCUCACCUUGGAAACCAUUCCCCAGCCAUGUUCCAACGCCUCACCAGCCUCUUCUUCAGUGACAGCAGCACACCUGAGGGCCUGGAGGAACCCAAACCCUUUGUCUCUGAGGAGGAGGAAGAGGAUGGAUGGCUCAUUAUUGACCUUCCAGCUAGUUACACUUCAGCCCCAAGCGAAGAGCAGCGGGUAGAAGGCCCCGGCCCCGUCAGGUUGGAGAGCAGCCCCAUGGAGGACCUCUUGAUCGAACACCCCAGCAUGUCCGUCUACGUCACCAGCAACAGCAUUGUGGUGGAAAGGGAGAGCCCUGACGAACCGAUCAGUGAAGGGGACGUGCCUGAACCCCGGCUGGAGCGCCGCACCCCGCACCACCCCACCUCUCUCACGGCAAAAGCUGCCAUCUUGGAGAAGGUCAGUCAGGUCCGUCGGAUCCAGCGGGCAAAGCAGCUGGUGGAGAAGCACAAGCUCAGUCAGAAGGUCAUGCAGCGGCAGAACCGCGCCAGAGAGCGCCACCCCCGGCGGGCCAAACACCAGGGCAGCUUUGUCUACCAACCAUGCCAGCGCCAGUACAACUACUAAACUACUUCAGGAAGUCUGCACCGCGGGGCAUUACCCUUUUAACUCUCAAGCUUCACGUCCCAUCUUGCGAUGCUUUCUCCAGCAGAGGUGUCUUCAUCCUUUCUCUGGAAUAAACCUAUCCCCAUGAGAGACGCUUUUCAAUUUCUUCUGAACUGAUGAUGCUCCACAGCAGAUCCUUGCUGGGCUCUCCUUCGGUUUCACUCCCCUUUUUACAUUAGAGUAUACAUUUACUUACCUAUUAUUUUCUUCCUUCUCCACUUCGAUACCUUGCACUCCCCUCCCCACCACUGCAGCUUUUGCUCUGGCACUGAGCAGGAGAGAAAGCCGGCACAUCACCCUCACGUAACCUAAUGACACUGGCUGGGGGACAGCUUUUAAAUGUCAAGAAAUGAUUUAAAAGAAUCAGUGCUAAAGUCUCUGGAAAAACUUGUGUCCAACCAGUUACCCUCGGGAAAAUGAUUCCUGAUGGGAGGUAUUUCCCCAGCUCCCCGACUCCCUCCCCAAUACUUGAGUAAGUUCUUCCAGCUGCUCUUGCAACGGUUACCAGUAUUUGAAUUCGAGUUUGGUGUUCCCAGUGAAUGCUCUACUUUUCACUAAGCUUAACACCAAUGUUACGCUGAAUUUAUGGGAGGGUGAAGACGCCCCGUCAUUUCCUUUGUCCCUUGCCGUUGUAUUGGGAGCCUGUGACGUCAGUGCCUUUCUUUAUGACAUCACACUCUUCUCCAUGGAACAGAUUGUGAUGUCACAAAUGGAGAUACCAGAUUCAAAUGCAAACUGGAACAAAAUAACAACAAAAUUGGCCCAAAUUCCAGGAAAAUGUAAAUUUAUGUGGAAUAAAGACCAUUCCCCCCAUCCCCCUUUAAAAACUGGAUUGUAUAUUAGAUCCUCUCUGAAUUAACUUGGGAGCUGGGAUUGUGGUGUCACUGAUGAUCCUUACUUGCAUGCUUUUAUUAUCUAGCUGUCUGUUCAGAGGUGCCAUGCUGGAGUAAAGGGAACCCUGCUUGAGCAUCUCCUAGCAAGUAUUUAAGGCCUGAUUUUCAGAAGUGUUGAGCACCGACAACUCCAACUGAAAUCCGUGGGAGCUGCAGCUACUGAGUGCUUCUGGAAAUCAAGCCUGUGCAGUAUUACUGUAGCCCUUAAUUCCCCACAGCCUUUUUAAAAGAGUGCAAAGUCCAUUUUAUUAUUCCGGUGCUUUCAGGUUACAGUCGGGUGUCUUACAAUAUGUUUGGCCCACCCCUCCAAACAGCUUUGCUUAAGGGACAAGUGUCAAAGCUCUAAGCAGAUUAUUGCAUGUGGAACACAGGGCAGAGAUCAGGUGGUCUUUAGAAAGGCUGAACAAAUCUGCCUCGUGAAAUGGUCAGGAACAUUCACCAGCUUAGGCAAAAAACAACAAGAAACAAAUCCCGCAAUGACUUACUUGCAUUUUACAAUGACGAAGCCUUUAAAAAGCCCUCAUCCAUUCGAAUAAAGAAUUCUCAUUCCAAGCAACAGGCUGGGCAGAAGCCUGUGGGGGUGGAUUAUCUGAUUGGUUGUAAACACCAUAUUAGAUCUUCAGAGCCAAUGGUUGAGCAAUGAACGAGGAGGCCUACCCCCUAGACUAGGUUGUCAUUUCCUCGGUCUGUCCAAAUCACUGGAUUUCUGGCAAAAGGUUCUCCCUGGUCUCCGCUGGUUUUGGUGCCCCGGGGAAGCCAGUGAUCUGUACAUGUCCAAACAGGUCUUGGUGUUUUCUAUUUUCAGUCAAAAUCUGGGCCCUCGGAAAACAAACCCGCAAAGCAGCAUUGUGUAAAUCCCACUACCUCCAAGGAGCUGUUAGAGGAGCCACUCCCAGCAGACAGGUCUAGCCUCAGUGGAUGAUGAUACUUCUUGAGCAUGAUCCUAAAGCUAGUGGUUGGACAUAACCCAUCACUCAAACCCCCAGGCGUGAGAAUUCUCCUUCACGCUGGUAUAACAGCCUGUGGUUUGCUGCCCCAUCUAGCGUUUGGGAGGACAGUGCAGAAAGGGGCUUGUGCAAUAGUCACAGAGGUGGUAAAGUAUGUCGAAGCUGGUAGCGAAAGGAUGUGCAACAAGAGAGGAAGCGAAAGAGAUUGGGGACAAAAGAAAGGCAGGAGGAGAGAGGCAAGACAAGAAACGAGGAUGGAAACUGGAGCAGUUGAGAGGGUACAAGCCCAAGGCCGAGAACUGUGUAGCACAGAACUUGUGCCUACGUGGAUGGAAAAAGAUACAAGUCCCCCAAGAAGAGGUAUAUAUGGCAGCUCCCCUAUUCCACUGUUACAGGCAGGCCUAACGCUCGCUAGUCUGAUAGUCCCUACAGGACUAUAGGGAGUUUCUGAUGGGAAAUAAAGUUCCAGGCGUUCAGCCCAGUUGAGGAAUUUCUUCUCUGUAGUCAGAAUGGGCUAAUAGAUAACCCCCGGUUAACUGCACUAAAGAUUGUGCCCUGUGUCAUGAAUAGCCAUAUUCAUCCCUGGUGGUUUUAAUGCUGCUACGCCAGAGCUGGGUUUGGCCCAACAUGUUUAUCCUUAAAAGGCCAUUGUCAAGAUAUAAAAAAUUGUACGUUAAUAAUACGCGAUUAGUAAAACCGCAAAGCUGUCUGAAAAUCACUUUCCUCCAUUAAUGCUCUUUAUUUACUGCUUGCACUUCACUCCCUGGGGGAACGAAACUAGGCUGUCCACAGGCAGGCUCCCGUUCCCAUUUGCACAAUGCUGUUGAGUUUGAGUUUCCACCAUGCAAGGCCAUGUUGAGCUACAAAAAUAAAACCACUUUCACUGGAAUUUCUUCUAUAAACCAUUAUUCAGACCUUUACCUUCAUAGUAGGUUUUGUGAAAUUGUGUUUUUAAAAAUAAUUGUAAACAGUGGGCCUCCACCAUGUGAGCGCCGCUUUUAAAAUGUCUAAUAAUUGAGCUCUUGAGAGGGAAUAAACUUACAAUUAGCAGCCUCCAGGAAUGGAGGCUAACAGAUCUGGUUAGCCCGGAGAAUGGCUAAUAUAAUUUUGCCUGCAGGAUCUAGCUAAAAUGCAGGUGCCAUGGGAGCCUCUAAAAAUACAGAGAUAAAUGGGAUUAUUUUAAAUAUAUUUAAUAUUUGUUGUUCUUCAGUGUAAUCAACCAUUGUUUGAAACAGCCCUACUGCCUCUAUAACUCUCCCAGUUUGGCUUUUGUAAAAUUCUGCACAAGACCAUUAUUAGUGUCUCCAAACACAAAGCCCUGCUGCCCUCAUGACACUACUGAACAGAAAGUUCUCACACAGCAUGGAAAUAAAUUCUAACCCGCCUAGAGAAAUAAGAGCAGUGCCUGGCAAAGAUUAAAAAACAGUAACAUCAUCCUGUACUAAUGGAAAGGCCGCUGCAGGCAGCUAUUUCUGAUUGAAUCAUUGGUGACUCUAGUAACUAGAGAUAACUCCCAACCAAUAUGCUGGACCUGAACUCCUCCCCCACCCCCAGCACACACAAACCUUGUUGACGUUCCAGCUGGCUCUGAGCUCUGUAGCUUGGGCCCAUCUCUAAUAGGAACCUGAUUUUUAGAACCUGAUCCCUCCUUUCAUUGAAGUCAAGGGCAAAAUUCCCAUAUUGCUAGGAUCAGCUGUUUGUUCCUCUUUGCUUUUGCACCCUUGUCAGCAUCAGGAGAGGCAGCCGAGCUCAUGUGCACAGAUCUCUUGGCAAGACGGUUUAACAGCAGUUAAGAGAAAGAGAGAGAACUUGAAAAGCCAGUGUUAUUUCCCAUGGUCUGGAUGAGCCCCACCCCUGUCUGUUUGAUACCAGCUCCACAUUGUCUCCACGUGUUGGAGCAGGCAGUGGUGUGAUAGAACUUCAUCUGCUCACUGCUGAAGGUCCCACCAGGAGCGUGUUAAAGAUGGCAACAUGUCUAUUAUUUCAUUUGCAGCCGACUCCUUACCGGAGACUGGCAAUGUCUUGACUUGAUGGGACAUUUACAGCCAUUCACAUCCUUAGUUUUCUAUUAAAUGCCUUUUUCUCAAGUGAGCCCUGAUGCAAGUUGGGACUGGUGCAUUUUACAUGAACGCCGACUCAAGUUCCUGCAGAGGUGAGGAGGAGCUAUUUCCUAAACUCGUCAAUGUCCAUGUCAGAAUUAAGAAUUUUUUAAGCAGCAGCAUAGGAACAGGGUUAAAUUUUGGAUGCUCAUCAAGUCUCCGCCCCCCGCAUCCCCGGUUCAGUUCUCCUUUCCAUAGGCUGUUUGGUCAAUCUGUUCUGCAGCAUUAGGCUGUUUCAUGCACAUAAGGUGGCUUUAGAGGGAGAUUUCCUUGCUGGAGCAGACACCAAUAAAGAGCUGUAUGAGGUCAGUAAUUUUUCUGCCUCCCGGUCAGCUGCCACCUGUUACAGUUACACAGUUCUACACCUCCACUUACGACAUGCCUCAGGCACCCUGCAAAUGACAGUGAUGUCACAAAUUUAACAUGAUGAUGUCACCCAUGCCCAGAGCCCCCAUAACACUUGUGAUAUUUGGAGCUGACCAUUGUGUCUUGCAGAUCAAACAGGUGCCAAAUGGCUGCGAGAGAGAGCGAGUGAGCAAAGCUUCCUAGAAACACAAAUUGCUUUGGGGAAUGCUACUCACCUUGUACAUCUUACAAUGCAUGUGUCUGCUAAGCUGCUCCCAAGCAUUUCUCCCAGUAGGAGAAGUCCCUCUUUAAAAGCCUCCCAGCCUCGCUAAUUGUCCAGGACAGUGAGAAGCAAAAACUACUCAAUUAGGACUUGAUCCAGCAGCAAUUGAAGUCAAUGGUAAAGCUCUAGUCGCCCUCAGUAGUGCCGGCCAGGGCCCUUAAGUGCUGUUAAAACAGAGGCACUGAGUCCAAUAGCCCAACUGCCCGUUUCAGUGGUAGUUCAUUUCUAAUAUUUAAAGUUUUAUUUUUUUUUAGAAGGAGAAUGCAAGGAACUUUGCUUGGAUGUCAUCGUUCUGCACAACUGCAUCAUGUUAUCCCUAGUCAGCAGGGGAAACCAAGCAAAACUACCAUCUCACUUUAUAUCAAGAGUUUAGAAAGGGUUAAUCAAGGAUUAAUAAUGUUUUACUGAAAGGUCAAAUUAUUGUUAGACAGGUCACUAGGUUACUAUUACCAUGGCUUACAAGCAUCUAAAACACAGACUGUUCUCAACGUAAUCAUUUAUUAACCCUUUAUAAGCUGAUUAGAAAUGCACCUGCUAUCAAGUGUGACCAAACAGCUAAUGCUGUGACAGAGGUGUGUUCACACUGUGCUUGGAGGCGAUCACUAGAAGUACUGGUCUGCUACCAAAUUUCCUGUCCUAGUUCUUUAACCAUCAACCAGAGCCCGUCACGCUGAGGUUGGAUGGCUCUCCUUUUAUCUUAAAGCAAACAAAAGGUGCUUAAAACACAGAAUCUUUGGGUGCACGUGUGUAAAUAUUUUAAAAACACAGAGUGGCUGUAUGGUGUUGAUUUUGGUUUUGCAUUCAGUAUUUCCAGUUUGUGGUUAGUUGUGUGAUGCUCCCAACUGAAAGGUUAAACAAACAAACUAACCUGUGGCUGGGAGCGUGUUGUUCUGAUCUCCUACUUUAAUGGCUAUGCGGAGUUUUCAAUUUCUUUUUUAUUUGUGUAGGGGAAAUUACAGCGUGGACUCAGGGACAAACACGUGCAUUGGGAUCUUUAAAAGUGCAUAUUUCAGAACAUUUGAUUCUGAUGCGUUCUUUUAUUUCUUGGGAGGCUGUGGAUACGAAUCUGCACGUCCUAAAGGAAUCUGUGAAACCUAGUGAGAUGUCUUUUUAUUUUCUUAGCAUGAAUUGCUAGUAGCUGCCUUUUGGAAGAGGAAAAGGAUUCAACUGGCACCAGUGUAACUGUGUAACAGAUUUAAAGUUAGCAGUGUCCACUUACUAGCUAUGGGGCCACUCAGGGGCACACCCACCUCACUCAUGUGGGUCCCAGGAAUCACAUGGAAAUUGUUGAAAUACAAUUUAUUCCUCCUCUAGGCCAGCGUUAUUGGAAAUAUCUAGCUAGCUAUUUUUAAGGAAUAUAUUUUGAGAGGGCAUCAAAGCCCCCAAGGGCUUGGGGGCAAUGCCAAGAUCUUGGAGGCAGAGCGAACAACAGAUCUGUGCUCCACAUGAAUCACAAACUUGAGCUAGAUCUUGCUCCCAGCGGAGUCAAUGGGAGCAGGAUAGGGCCAGGCGGGUGCAAAAUGGUUUGGAAAAAGUGCGUUGAGAGUAAUAAGGGGGCAGGGGAGGGGGCAUUGCGACGGUUGUUCGCGCUCUCAGGAAUAAUGUCAUUUCUGAUUUUUUUUUUUAACAUUAAAAAAAAAAGGCACCAGGUGGAAAACAAAGUCCUGGGGGCGCGUCUGUUUAGAAAGCCAGGUGGGCUUGGCUCUUGCUUACUCAGCGGGCUAAUGCUGAGGCCACGGCCAGCAUGGGCAGUGCAAUGGAGUAGAUCUUCUAAUAACUCUUGCCCAUCUUUAGAGCAUAGAAGCCAGAUCCCUGCGAGGUACUAUCCCCCCCCCUCCCAUGACCCAGGAGAGCGCUCACAGCCAGUCAGGCUCUAUGCGAGGGGAGGGGCAGACUGCAGGGAGGAGCCAGGGGGAUGACUGUCAUUCCCCCGCCACCUGGGUGGAACUUGCAUGGAAAGAGCAACAUGGCGCCAGGCCAGAUUAUCUCUUCUGCAGAGCUCCUCUCCAGGGGCCAGAGCCAGUGGGGAAAUAUAACCUCUGCCUGGCUGACCCUGCCUGCCUGUGGAUUCUCCCACAAUCGGCCUGGUGCAGAAUCAGAACCCACAUCCUCUGCCAUGCAGCGGUAAAUUCUGCCCUUCUUAGUUGCAGGGGGUGAGGGAACCGCUUUGCCCAUAAACACCACUGACCCUGCUUUUUUUAAGUCAACAAGAGGUUGGCUUCAAUGGGGGCAUGGGCAGCCCUUGAG
Molecule: messenger RNA, 8003 nt
Organism: Chrysemys picta bellii (western painted turtle)
Lineage: Eukaryota; Metazoa; Chordata; Testudines; Emydidae
Gene: TP53INP2
Product: tumor protein p53 inducible nuclear protein 2
Biological process (GO): autophagosome assembly; positive regulation of DNA-templated transcription
Cellular component (GO): nucleus; autophagosome
Source: RefSeq, a predicted model, not a curated record